AUGCCGACGGCGCCGAGGGAAUCAGUUGGAACCGCCGGCAACGGUGCAAUCGUAGCGGGGUUGGCUAUGGCUUUGGCGGCAUGGCCGUGCUUCGACUCCAGCUCCACUGCUGGAAGGCUCGUCUUCGUUCGCGGUAUAGUUGAGGCCAAGUCCGCCGAUCAUUACUGUAUUUCCUUGUCCGGCAAGGCAGCUGUUGCGAUUCAUAGAACUUUCUAUAAGUACUUCUCUAAAGAUUGGAGAGACUUAUUUCUGCCAAUUUCUGAAUUAAGCACACGCAUGGAGGAAUUUCAUAAAAAACGUUGUUGGGUUCCAUUUAAAAAGGUCCCUUUUAUUCUUGUUGAAGGUCGUCAAAAGCCUCCUUUGGAUUACAUUGUUGUGAAGCUGGAUUUCAUGUCAGGUUCCUAUCCUCACAUUUUGAGUGAUGUAAUACCUCUUGAGAUAACCUAUGGAACGUUUGUCAGUGACGGGAAGAUGAAAUUCUUCCAAUUGGAAAGCGUAUCAGUGCAGUGGGCAUGUGCUGUCGUGAAAAUGGAGUUCUUGUCAUUAGCCGCUAUGAAGACAUUGAAUUUUUCUUGUAAGGGGACUAAUUUUAGAAGUAAGGAUGAGUUGGUGGAAAAGGUUUCAUCACGAAGCAGGGUUCUUCAAAACUUAGGCGCUAUCUUUGGAAAUUUGGGACUUGGAUUCUUUACCUAUACUGGUGUGAGCAAUGGUCCUCCAGACUUGGUAAAUCAGUCUUCUGGUUCAAUAGUUAGUUUCUUCUAG
This is a messenger RNA of Cornus florida, 762 nucleotides long. RefSeq lists its product as uncharacterized. The coding region runs from base 1 to 762 and encodes 253 amino acids. The transcript has 7 exons. Lineage: Eukaryota; Viridiplantae; Streptophyta; Magnoliopsida; Cornales; Cornaceae. The record is from RefSeq and is a predicted model, not a curated record. Gene Ontology annotation, molecular function: ubiquitin-protein transferase activity.